AGAUGCACUGACCUCACCUCAUAAAGGGCUGUCAAGCUUAUCUCUAAAGUAAUUGAAAUACGAUCGCUGGUUUCCCGCAUCUUCAUCACCAGCCUCAUCGUCAUCCUUCACUUCAUCACUCACCCAAUUUUUAUGAUUAUAGGUUGUGCGUCUCUCUGUUCCAACUUCAGGUGAACUGAUUUUAACGGCGGCUUCCGGUGAACUGACGAUUCUGUUAGACGGUAGAUAUGGGGGUGGUGAAGGCGGCAAUUGGUGAUGCGGUCGUCACUUUCAUGUGGAUAUUCUGUGCUUCCACUCUUGGCGCUGCCACUUCCAUUAUUGCCAAUAAGAUCGGCGUCGAGGGGAUGGCUUCCCUUCUAAUCACUACCUCCCUUAUAUUCCUCAUCUCCUUCUUGUUUGGAUCCAUUGCCGAUGCCUUCGGUGGCGCUAGCUUCUGUGCUACCGGUACUCUUGCUUUCUACAUCGCUGGUGCCGGUGGCGAUGAUACACUCAUGUCCACUGCCGUCCGUUUUCCUGCUCAGGCAGUUGGUGCAGUUGGUGGUCUCUUGGCUCUUUUGGAGUUGAUUCCAUUAGAAUACAAACAUAUGCUAGAAGGACCCGCUCUAAAAGUUGAUUUGCAUACCGGUGCAAUUGCUGAGGGUGUGUUGACUUUCAUUAUUACCUUUAUUGUCCUCUUGAUCAUCAUCAAGGGUCCUAAGAGCUUCUUUUUGAAGAAUUGGAUACUCUCCAUGGUGACUAUGGUAUUGAUUGUUGUUGGCUCUAGUUAUACAGGUCCUUCAAUGAAUCCUGCCAAUGCGUUUGGCUGGGCAUAUGUAAAUAAUAAACACAUUACAUGGGAACAGUUCUACGUUUACUGGAUAUGUCCAUCCUUAGGGGCAAUUUUGGCUGCAUUAUCUUACCGGUUCGUCUUCCCACCACCAGCAGCUCCAAAAAAGAAAACAGCCUGAAAACAAUGAAUGCAGCCUUACGUCGAUCGCAAGCAUGGUGAUUUGUUUCGUUUAGGCAUAAUAAUGCAUAGUUUGUGUCAGCUAGGAAUUUGGUACUUUAAGGAUGACAAUUUUUUAUUAUACAGUUACAGAAUGAAUCAGCCUACAAUUUUCUGAUAAUAAAUACCAACUUGUUUUUGGAAC
Messenger RNA from Cynara cardunculus var. scolymus (artichoke), 1130 nucleotides. RefSeq names its product aquaporin SIP1-2-like. NCBI's taxonomy places the organism in Eukaryota, Viridiplantae, Streptophyta, Magnoliopsida, Asterales, Asteraceae. The coding region runs from base 228 to 947 and encodes 239 amino acids. The record is from RefSeq and is a predicted model, not a curated record. Gene Ontology annotation, cellular component: membrane. Gene Ontology annotation, biological process: transmembrane transport. The transcript has 3 exons. Gene Ontology annotation, molecular function: water channel activity.